This is a messenger RNA of Phaethon lepturus (White-tailed tropicbird), 834 nucleotides long. It is a transcript of the gene TMEM72, whose product is annotated as transmembrane protein 72. The coding region runs from base 1 to 834 and encodes 277 amino acids. The transcript is spliced from 6 exons. The record is from RefSeq and is a predicted model, not a curated record. NCBI's taxonomy places the organism in Eukaryota, Metazoa, Chordata, Aves, Phaethontiformes, Phaethontidae.
AUGCGGCACAAGGCGUUUUGGAGUGCCCUGGAGUACACCUGCCGAUUGCUGGGCAUCUCCACUGCAGCAGUGCUGAUCGGUGUGGGCGUAGAAACUCUGCAGCGAGGACAGUUCAAAAGCCUGGCUUUCUAUCUGCUUUUUUCAGGGGUUGCAGUUACUGUCUGUGAAGGCUUCUUCUUUAUCAGUUUGUUCCUGGAGAUGUGCUUCACAUAUCAGCCUGACUCCCUGGCACAGGCUUGCUGGAAGCGAGCUAGACACCCGGGGAGCUUCCAGAAAUUCCUGGGGUACAUGCUGCUCUCAGUGGCUUGCUUCCUGCAUCCUGUCCUCGUCUGGCACGUCACCAUCCCUGGGUCCAUGCUGGUGCUCACUGCCCUGGCAUACUUCCUGCGUGCAGAUGAAAGAGGAGCAUGGUCUCUUUUUGCCUUGUCCCAGCCCUCAGCCAACAUGGCCUUCUCCCCAGGGUCCAUGCUGGUGCUCACUGCCCUGGCAUACUUCCUGCUAACCACUGCUGGUGACACUGAGCAGACCUACACCUUCCACGGGGCCCAGAGGGAGGAACACCGCUCGCUGCUGGGCCACAUGAAGAGCAUCCUGAAGGGCAGCAAGGACAGGAGCCCGUCCCCAGCAGCUCCUGCCCAACCAGUGGCCCCACCAGCCCCACGCAAGCAAGUACACUUCCAGGAGAAGGUGGUGCAGAUCAUUCCUUCUGUCAGUGAGAGCUUGGAGGACAUGGAGAGUGAGGCUGAAGAGACCACGUCAGACACAACACCCAUCCUCACCCCACCCGAUGCCCCCGUCAUCCUUGCUCCCCUCAGCUCCACAGGCCUCUUUUGA